AUGGCCGCACCCAAGAAAUCCGCCCUCAUCGUCGUUGACAUGCAAGAAGACUUCUGCGAACCCAACGGCGCCCUCGCAGUCAAAGACGGCCGCGGCGUCGUCAACUACAUCAACGAGCUACUCUCCUACACUGGCUUCUCCCUCAAGAUCGCCACUCAAGACUUCCAUCCUCACGAUCAUAUCUCUUUUGCGUCGCAGCAUCCCGGGACGAAGGCCUUUACGUCGGAGCAUACGAUAAAGAAUCCAGAGAAUGGGGAGGAGACGCAGACGACUCUGUUAUGGCCAGAUCAUUGCGUGCGAGGAACGAAGGGAGUCGAGCUCAUUCCCGAGUUGCACCAAGACAAGCUCUCACACACCGUCCACAAGGGUCUCGACACUCGAGUCGAAGCAUACUCGGCCUUUGGACCUCCCUUCCGCAACCCGAAGAUCUCGAUGAGCGAGCUGGAUGGAAUCUUGAAGGGUGCUGGCAUCACGGACGUUUUUGUCGUUGGUCUGGCUUACGAUUUCUGCGUCAAGUGCACGGCGGUCGAUGCGAUGGAGCAUGGGUAUCGAACGUUUCUGAUUGAGGAUGGGACGAAGGGGGUGUUUCAGUCGAAGGAUGCUGUUGAGGGUCUGGGGAAGGAGUUGAAGGAGAAAGGUGUGGAACUUGUCGGUGCAGAUUCGACGGUGGUGCAGGCUUUGAAGGGGUAG
Molecule: messenger RNA, 690 nt
Organism: Zasmidium cellare ATCC 36951
Lineage: Eukaryota; Fungi; Ascomycota; Dothideomycetes; Mycosphaerellales; Mycosphaerellaceae
Exons: 2
Coding region: 1-690 (229 amino acids)
Source: RefSeq, a predicted model, not a curated record